Pichia membranifaciens NRRL Y-2026 is the source of this 1791-nucleotide messenger RNA. RefSeq lists its product as hypothetical. The record is from RefSeq and is a predicted model, not a curated record. Gene Ontology annotation, biological process: transcription initiation at RNA polymerase III promoter. The transcript has a single exon. Gene Ontology annotation, cellular component: transcription factor TFIIIC complex. Bases 1 to 1791 code for a protein of 596 amino acids. NCBI's taxonomy places the organism in Eukaryota, Fungi, Ascomycota, Pichiomycetes, Pichiales, Pichiaceae.
AUGAAACCACAGUUAGCCCCGACCCUCGACCUAGAUGUGCCGAGCCUUCUUUCGGUGGAGUAUCCGCUCAGAGUGAAAGACACAGAAAAGGCCAUAGCGAUGAUCGGAGGACGUGAAAAGCUAAAAAAGUGUUUCAUCGAACCAGAUAUGAAGCUAGAACUGCGAUUCCGUCCCGAGGACCCACUUUCGCAUCCGAUACACUCGACAGUGCUGAAGAACUCUGGGAACGUGUUGGUGAAGUUCCGUAUUCCGAAGAAAGUUUUGGCCGCCAACAAUAGAGAUAUCAGGAAAUCUAUUGAGCAGUGUGAGAAGGAAAACAUCAAGUACUUGAUUGAGCCCUUUGGGAUAUUGAAACAAAACUACAAGUUCAGAAAGUUAGCAGAUUUCCAGAAAGUGACAAAGACUUCCGAGUUCAACAACAAGUUCAAUGAGUCGAUCAGAUCCGGGAACUUUGAAAAAAUUGAUGGUUUUGCUGAAGAGUUGAAAGAAAGCAUGGACGAGAUGCAGAAAUUCGAGAAUAAGGAUCUGGACCUCCCUUCCUUGGUUAGAUAUUCCAGAGAAGACGUAUCGCACAGCUAUAAAUAUUUUGGGAAUCUAUUACUUGAUGAGCAAGGAGAGUGGGUAAACAAAGCUGUGAAAUUGCAUUCAAUCCAGAUCCAGUGGGGCGACCCCAUUCCGACCAAAUACGAUCCGAAGCUAGAUGUGGAGUAUAACAAGGCGAUUGGUGAAGUCGAGCGGAUGAAGGAGAUGAAUUUCCCGGAUAGAAUCAUCUACGAAUCUGUUUCCUAUCAUUUGAUUGAAUGCCUGAAAAUUGUGCGAAAAUUAUUUGAUAUGAAACCGAUAUGGAUCCGGAGACACAUUUACUGGCUAUUGCCAAAGAGUUUAAGAUCACAACUUCGUUUUGCGCUACCCUUUGUGACAUAUACUUUCAAAAAGGGACCUUGGAGGCACUCGUUCAUCAAGCUAGGGUACGAUCCUACAAAGGAUCCCAAGGCCGUUGCUUACCAGAUUGAAGCAUUUAGAGGGGUUACCCGAGUUAACCACGACGAAGAAAUCGAGAAAAUUCUCGAAGGCGACGGAGACGUGUAUAUGAUUCCGCCGACGUUGUAUGACUACAUUGACGAGUUCAGCGAUGCAACUAGUGAAAUAAACAAGCUUGGCAUCGGUAAGAUACCGAGACAGCUUUUUUUCGACGGCAGCAACCCGUGCAACUCCUUGUCGUUCCAAAUCGGCGACAUCAUGGACAAGGACGUGAAGAAGAUCAUUGACGGUUCUCCGUUGGAGACGACGUGCCACAAGGGCAGCGGGUGGUUGAAUUGGCUCGCGUUGUCGAGAGUGAAGUCUAUCAUGAAGUACAAAUUGUCGUGCAUCCGCGAGGGGCUUCCGAUCAGCAAGGACAAGGUGCACGACCUGAUGAUCAAGACUGUCUUCACCAAGAGUAUAACGAUGGGACUGAUGUCGGGUGAUGACGACGACGACGACGACGACGACGACGACGACGACGACGACGACGAUGAUGAUGAUGACGACGACGACGACGCCAAUGGCGACGAGAAUGGCGACGAUGAGGAGGAACAACGCAGAAAGACGUCGGGGAAGAAGCGCAAGGGCGGGAGUACGGCACAGCCGAAGGCGGAGGGCCAGAGGCCCCAGGGGAUUGCCAGCGACGACAUCGUGAAGCGGCUCGAGAAGCUGAACCCGAAGAGCGCCAACAUCAUCCACGAGUUGGACAACUUCGUGAAGCAGGAGACGCUCCUGGGCGACCACCUGUCGAAGCUCGGGAAGGCCUGA